Triplophysa dalaica is the source of this 3696-nucleotide messenger RNA. RefSeq names its product ETS variant transcription factor 5a (gene etv5a). The record is from RefSeq and is a predicted model, not a curated record. Gene Ontology annotation, biological process: regulation of transcription by RNA polymerase II; cell differentiation. Gene Ontology annotation, cellular component: nucleus. The coding region runs from base 727 to 2298 and encodes 523 amino acids. NCBI's taxonomy places the organism in Eukaryota, Metazoa, Chordata, Actinopteri, Cypriniformes, Nemacheilidae. The transcript is spliced from 12 exons. Gene Ontology annotation, molecular function: DNA-binding transcription factor activity, RNA polymerase II-specific; sequence-specific DNA binding.
AAUCCAUAAUAAGUAGUGUUAACAAAUACAACCUUUUGUAAAAUGUUACCAAAUAAUUCUAACUCUAAUGUCUAACUAUUGCUAGUAAUAAUAUUUUUAGAAUGGGACUUUCGGCAGGAUAUCUUCAGUUAAGUGAGUACAGAGACGUCCCUCAUAUGAGUUUGUUUUAUGGUUGGCUCAUAGUCUGUCUAGCUUUUCUCAUGGUAGAUUUUAGGAAAAAAUUAAGCUUUCUUAUUGUAUUAUAUAAUUUGUACGCAGUCAUAAUGUAAUGGUCCUUCCUUUCAUAGUCUAAUCGCACUCCCAGAUGGUUGACUUUGCUUAUGUAAGCUUUACAUUCAUCUUUGCUGUGGAUUGCAUUACACAGCUCUCUCUCUCUUGCUGUCUCUCUCUCUCUCUCUCUCUCUCUCUCUCUCUCUCUCUCUCUCCAUGUCUGCCUUUAUACGUAUGCUAUGUCAGAAGAGAUGUUGUGAUGGAUAACAGAGGGGGAAGUGGGUGGUUGAGUAUACAGGAUCAGAUGGAUCUGAGGAUUUUGUCAGUCUGUUUACAGGGUUUAUUAUUUGAUGUGGGACACACUGGUGAAAUCUGUCCAGUAGGUUUGUUACAUGAUUGAUUGUUUUAUUUCUCAGAGAUAACAGAAGACGUAAAGUGGCACUAUAAAAAUCGCUUUUAAGCGAAGACCCUGUUCUGGGAGCCUUCUUGAAGACCCAGAUAAUAUGGACGGAUUUUAUGACCAGCAAGUUCCUUUUGUGGUUACACCUAAUUGUUUUUCGACAGCAGAAUUCAUUACAAGUAGAAGAACCAUACAGCAGGCCAUUUAAUGACAGAAAAAGGAAGUUGGUGGAGACUGAACUCGCUCAGGAUACAGAAGAACUUUUCCAGGACCUCAGCCAGCUGCAGGAGAUUUGGAUCGCAGAAGCUCAGGUGCCCGAUGACGAGCAGUUUGUCCCAGAUUUCCAGUCGGAGAACUUGAUGUUUCAUGGCCCACCACCAACCAAGAUCAAGCGGGAACUGAGUCCCUCCAAAGAGCUCUCCCUCUGUAGCCAAGACAGAAGUCCCAUGCCGUAUGGAGAGAAGUGCCUUUACAGCUACAGUGCCUAUGAAAGGAAGCCCUCAGCUGGGUACAAGCCAUUGACUCCUCCCUCAACGCCCGUCUCACCGUGCGGUUCUGCCAAUCCUAUUGGGACACGCCCCCUGCAUCAACAGACCCCUCCCCCUGUCCCCAAUACAACGUUAGGGCAGCAUCUUCUUCAUAGGCAGCCUUCGAUGACCAAGUCCACAACCGGGCAACCGACACUCCCUCACCACAGCCAGAGCCCACCUUUUGCAGUUCCCUGUCCACCCCUGAACCGUGACACUCACUUCAAUGCUGAGCCUAGGUUUCAGCGACAACUUUCAGAGCCCUGCCUUCCGUUCCCGCCCCCUGACACCCAGGGAAGACCCAACUUCAUGCCACAGGUCCCAAGCACUUCACCUAGGGAUGGAAGGCCACCUUACCAUCGCCAAAUGUCCGAGCCCCUGGUUCCUGUGCCUCCUCAGGGUUUCAAACAGGAGCUCCUAGACCCCCGCUACGCCGAGCAGGGUGUACCCAACAUGGGCCCGUCCCAGGCUUUCCACUCGAUGGCCAUCAAGCAGGAGCCUCGAGACUUCUGCUUUGACUCUGAAGUGCCUAAGUGUCAGUCUUCAUUUGGGAGGGCAGCAAGUUUCUACCAAAACCAUGAGAACUUCUCAUAUGACCGAGAUCAGCAGUUGUAUUACGACGACACCUGUGUGGUUCCAGAGAGAAUUGAAGGGAAGAUAAAGCAAGAGUCAUCUGUGUUUCGUGACGGCCCACCGUACCAGCGCCGUGGCUCCCUCCAACUUUGGCAGUUUCUAGUCACGCUCCUGGAUGAUCCCGCCAAUGGCCAUUUCAUUGCCUGGACGGGACGUGGAAUGGAGUUUAAACUUAUAGAGCCAGAGGAGGUGGCUCGACGCUGGGGCAUCCAGAAGAACAGGCCGGCCAUGAACUACGACAAGCUGAGUCGCUCCUUGCGUUACUAUUACGAAAAAGGAAUAAUGCAGAAGGUAAAGGUGGCUGGUGAGAGGUACGUAUACAAAUUUGUGUGUGAUCCCGAGGCCCUCUUCUCCAUGGCAUUCCCAGACAACCAGAGGCCCAACAUUAAAGCAGAUCCCGACAGCCUCGCCGGCGUGGAUGAGGACACACUUCCGUUGACGCACUAUGAUGAUGGGGCUUCGUACCUGUUAGAUGGUGGGGAGCAGUGCGUCGCCGGGAUGCCUUUUCCUGACGGUUACGUGUACUGAACUGUUGAUCUGACUGAAACACAUUUGUCCCUGUUGCCUCAACUCCUGAACUGCCCACUUCCAGAUUAACCCUCCCUAACAUAUAAAAGAAUGAGGAGAUAUCUGCAAGACAAUUUAAGAACCCGAGAAGGUUUCGAGGAAAUGAGCAAAGACAGUAUCCAGCUCUUAAACCUUCCUCAUUGCAAACGGUCAAUGCUGUGAGACGAAACGGUUGAGCUGGAGCAGGACGGUGCUCGAAAGACUAACAAAUCUCACUGCAAGAAUUGUAGCAAUUCUGUUUUUGACAAUCCGCUUUAUAAAGACAAUUGGUAACAAAUUAUUAAGAGACAUGUAAAGAUAUCCCUUCAAUGCAGCACUAUUUAAUAGUUGCCUUUUUGGUCCCAACUUCAUUUUAUGUUUCCUCCGAACCAUGUAGACAAGAAGUCAAAAGGGCUUUAUUUUGCAAGGAGGAUAAAAACCAACCCAUUUAUUUCUUGUUAAGACUAUAGAAAGCUGGCUUUUAUACGUUUUGUUUAAACGUGGACAGCUUAAAUGAUGCUGAGGAUUCCUACAGAUCAAUGUUUUAUUUUUUGUAUCGUUGGUUCUGAAUUCUUUGUCAAGUGUUGUUUUGUAUUAACUUUUUUUGUUUUGUGCUUGUUAACCCAAGAGUUGAUGUAAAGUUCAACCAGAGGCACUCUUAAGUAUAUUUAGCCAACUUCACAGGACUGUUAACCAAUUGUUAAUUAUAUUUCUUUAUGACUAUAGCUAAUUCUUUUGGUUUAGCUUCCCAAAAUGCCAAAUUUUAAAUGUAGAGUUAAUAUUAUUUUCUCAGUUGACAACAUUCAAACGGGAUGCACUAGUCCAGAAUUUCAGGAGAGCAGGAUUAUCAGGGCCUUGCAUGCAAUAAGGUAAAAAAAUACAUUUUCAAGUUGACAAAAGACCACUGCUUCCUUUUGCAUGAUGUACUCAGCUGUCCAAUAACAUAUCGCUUUAUGCUGGACAAAGAAGAAAUUGUGGGGUUUCUGCAUUUGUAUUCUCUCUUUUCUUUCUUUUUUUGGAAAGAUGAACUUAUAUAUUUUUGCAAAGUCUGCAUUUAUUUGAGUUUAUUGUAUAAGCUGUAUAGUUCUGCCUGUAACAGAUUCUCUAUGUAUGUUUUAAAUGGAUCCCUGUGUGGCAGUGAAUGCACACCGCUGGUUACCGGACACCCUUUCCUGGUGGUUUCUAGAGCAGUGCCUUUAAAUGAGAGGUGCCGCUUAUACAUGAACAGUUUGCUCAUUGAAUGAGGGGCUUGUCUCAACCGCCACCACAGAAAGGUUGUCUGCACUUGUACAGGCUUAACCUUGUCCCCUCACAAUGUGUACCUUACACUGCUGAGUUUAUAAUCUGUACUGGGUACAAUAAACUGUCCAUUCUGUUUCA